Messenger RNA from Zychaea mexicana, 885 nucleotides. RefSeq lists its product as uncharacterized. The record is from RefSeq and is a predicted model, not a curated record. Bases 111 to 458 code for a protein of 115 amino acids. Lineage: Eukaryota; Fungi; Mucoromycota; Mucoromycetes; Mucorales; Lichtheimiaceae. The transcript has a single exon.
CUUCCAAUGUCUUGGACUCAUCUCCCUCUCUCUCUCUCUCUUCCACUUUGUCUUUCUUUUCUUCUUGCUUGACUCUUUAUUAACCUUCAAAGACAUCUUCUACAUUUGCCAUGGAUCCCGGUCAGUCACAUUUCGAGAAACUGAAAACAGUGCCACAUUUGAUCGACGAAGACCCUUCUAUCAUCACGCCGUCGUCGCAAAAACGGUAUAUGGACAUGCCAUGGAAAGACUUUGCCGCCAUGAUGCAAAAAAACAAGGAAGCCGCAGAAAAGUACGAAAAGUACCAGAAGCGAAAGGACGAUAACACAACAGACAGUGCCACCGACAAGUCAAUAUCUUCAUCACCAGCCGGUACACCAGCAGUAGAAGAAGGCGAGAACGAAGGCGCUUGGGACAGCGAGACGGGAUAUCAAGAUGAAGAUCAUGCGCCACUGCGCGGGCAACAAAAACAACCAUAAACUAUAACUUUUUUUCUUGUUGCAAAAGUAUGGUACACUGUGUAGUAUAGAUAUUAAUAUAUGAUUAUUUUUCUACGAAUAUGUCUCCAUAAAGUUCCCUGGAACAAGUCCUCGCGUAUGAGUCAAACGCUUGUCGCUAUGAACAAUCUGAGCAUCCCACCAUCCGUCUCUCUUCUUUUCAAUGACUGCCAAUAUGUCAUUCUUAGUAAAUGUAAUUUCGGACUCAAUCUAUGUAGUAGUAUAUAGUUUAGUCUUUCUCUCCCUCUCAUUGGUCACACAAAACAUCUGCAUUUUAUGUGUUCACCUUUGCGUCAUAGCUCCAUUGUGCUUUCACUAAAUAACAAACAACACGCUUGUCAGUCCACGUUACGAUAGACAAUGCGAUAAAAUGAAUACUAUUUUACCAUAUUCAAGCACCGGUGUCCCG